AUGGAGAAGCUCGUUGCUGGUCAUCUUCGAGAUUUCUUUGCUAAUGUGAUUAGGACAAAAUCGCUAGUCACGAAAUCAACAACUAAAGCUCCUUGCUUUGGUUUUUUGACUACUUCAAGGGAACGAUCUGCUCGUUUCUUUAAUCGUUCGUCGACGAGUCGCUUCGGACACUCUGCACGAAUUCGACGUGGUCGUUCAGUUGAUACGCCGUUUAGCAGAGUGACGCCGCUUCGAGCCACCGUCGGAUCAGGAACAAUGCUGGGUCCUGGUCAGCCGGCGUUGCCUCCGAUGCCACCGGAGGAUCAGUUGACCACGAUGUUUGAUCAAGUAUUAAAACAAAUGGAUUUACCAGUGGAUAAGAUGCGAAUAUUGAAAGAGUAUAAUAACGAGAAGAAAUGGAAAGUCGUUGUGGAUAGCGUGUAA
Angiostrongylus costaricensis is the source of this 423-nucleotide messenger RNA. Lineage: Eukaryota; Metazoa; Nematoda; Chromadorea; Rhabditida; Metastrongylidae. The record is from the annotation of a GenBank genome assembly.